This is a messenger RNA of Metarhizium album ARSEF 1941, 408 nucleotides long. RefSeq lists its product as uncharacterized. The transcript has a single exon. The record is from RefSeq and is a predicted model, not a curated record. The coding region runs from base 1 to 408 and encodes 135 amino acids. NCBI's taxonomy places the organism in Eukaryota, Fungi, Ascomycota, Sordariomycetes, Hypocreales, Clavicipitaceae.
AUGACGCCCAAGGAACCAUACUUGCUGGGCCUCGUUCGUAUACGUUUGGCAAAUCUCAAACCUGAUCCAAUGAAGCACAUUCAAACUGCAAAAGUCGAUCGGCUGGUCGAAGGUUUCCGUAAAUUUGGGUGUGGCAACGACAUUGACAGACAUGCAAUACCUGCUUUGAUGGAUCGAGCCAGGUUCCGAGAUGCGCUCGCCCAAGCAGGCAUACAAUCCUUCUCGCUUUCCGAUGUCGAAGAAGGCAGCCAACCCCUGUCCCUCCCGGUUACUGAGAAGUUGGCUAUACUCUACGGCGAGCAUCGACUUGAAGCAGCUCGACGACAUCUUCCUGCGGAUAAUCGUUGGUGGUUGGUGAAAGUCUACGAUCGCAGUCGGUUCCACAAGAUUCAUGGAAACCAGACGUGA